AUGAAUCCAACGGCUAUACUCUGCACUCUUUGCUUGCCGGACUUUCUGCCGCUUGUGAGCGUUCUUAAGACGAAUGCCACCUUUACGACUCGUCUGAAACACGAGGCUCAGAAUGGCUUAGACUUCGCUAGACUAUUCUCAAAGCAGAAAGAUGUGGAAGAAGUAGAGGAUGCGGCCAUCGCGGACGACUUUAAUGAGUUGUUCUCGUACGUGGAGCAGAAAGGAACGAAGAGGGUGGACAUUAAUGUCAUCCCUGAUAAGAAUGAUGAUGAUAAUACGUCGUCGACAUGGACGCAACUGAAGACAAAGACAGAUUCGAGUAUAGAAAAAAGCGGACGCGGAGAACGGGUAGCGAUGCUGUUGAAGAUUUUCUUGACGUUGAAAAACAAGGAAUCGGUCGAAUCGGUAGAGGGUUCGUCUACAUGGGAUUCGCUUGCUGACUGUGAGGACGUUGAGAAUGUAGAAUUGGUGGCCGAUUUGUUUACUGCUUUAGGGAGAAUAUGA
Messenger RNA from Peronospora farinosa, 504 nucleotides. Lineage: Eukaryota; Oomycota; Peronosporomycetes; Peronosporales; Peronosporaceae. The record is from the annotation of a GenBank genome assembly.